AUGGCCUCAAUUGCAAGCUCAACGCUACCCUAUGUUAUUCAAGGUCAUAGAGAGCCGAGUCGGUUGGGUGAUCUGGAUAAUGAUAUUGAUGCCUCUACCCCUUGCUCUGUCAGUCGCAGGGCAAGCGUGGCUCAGGGUAUGGCGUUGUUAACUGUCUGGGAACGGUCAUUGAGGGCCUCAUAUAGCGCAAAAUCUGGUUUCAAUAACAGGGAUAAAAAGGAGACGGCCGAGAAUAUUCAUAAUACUAGUUCACAAUCAGCUGUUGCGGCCCUUCAAUCGUUCUCCGAGUCAGUAAAACAUGAUUCAGGCGAGGACGAAAGCACCACCCUAUUAGAUGGCACUGUGAAUGGCCAUUUUGGGCCACUUUGGGGAACGGUCUGCCUCGCCAUGGGGGUCAAUCUACAGCAAACAUCAUAUGUGUUUAUUUUGAAUCACGCCAAAGCGGUACUGAGCGCUGCUGUGAGAUCGUCAGUUAUGGGUCCCUACCAAGCCCAAGAAAUACUGGCUAGCGAAGUUCUACAAGAUCUGAUUUGGCAGUUGAUCGAAAAGGAAUGGUAUACGAAACCAGAAGAUGCCGGUCAGAUCGCACCAGUGAUUGAUUUGUGGAUGGGGCGACAUGAACUUCUCUACAGCAGAAUAUUCAAUUCAUGA
Ophidiomyces ophidiicola is the source of this 651-nucleotide messenger RNA. RefSeq lists its product as uncharacterized. Bases 1 to 651 code for a protein of 216 amino acids. The record is from RefSeq and is a predicted model, not a curated record. Gene Ontology annotation, molecular function: nickel cation binding. Lineage: Eukaryota; Fungi; Ascomycota; Eurotiomycetes; Onygenales; Onygenaceae. The transcript has a single exon.